Molecule: messenger RNA, 3003 nt
Organism: Ornithorhynchus anatinus (platypus)
Lineage: Eukaryota; Metazoa; Chordata; Mammalia; Monotremata; Ornithorhynchidae
Gene: PPME1
Product: protein phosphatase methylesterase 1
Exons: 14
Coding region: 135-1295 (386 amino acids)
Biological process (GO): protein demethylation
Molecular function (GO): protein methylesterase activity
Source: RefSeq, a predicted model, not a curated record
GAUGCGCACUUCCGGUCGGGGCGCCGAGGGGAGCUGAGGGGAGGCGGGACGGGCCCCGGGACCGGCCGAGGGACGGAGCGACGCACCGAGACCGGGCGGCGAAGGAGGAGCCGCGGCCCGCCGGCCCGCCCCUCAUGUCGGCCAUGGAGAAGACCAUGCACUUGGGCCGCCUGCCCUCCCGGCCCCCUCUGCCCGGGGGCGGCGGAGGACAAUCCGGAGCCAAGAUGAGAAUGGGCCCUGGAAGAAAGCGGGAUUUUUCCCCGGUCCCCUGGAGCCAGUACUUCGAAUCCAUGGAAGAUGUUGUGGUUGAGAAUGAAACCGGUAAAGAUACUUUUCGAAUUUACAAGAGUGGUUCCGAGGGCCCCGUCUUGCUGCUGCUGCAUGGGGGAGGCCAUUCUGCUCUCUCCUGGGCCGUGUUCACUGUAGCCAUCAUCAGUAGGAUUCAAUGUAGGAUUGUGGCCUUGGAUCUGAGGAGUCACGGCGAAACGAAAGUUAGGAACACCGAAGACCUGUCUGCGGAGACGAUGGCCAAGGAUGUUGGGAAUGUGGUCGAAGCUCUGUACGGGGAUCUGCCUCCUCCAAUCAUGCUGAUCGGGCACAGCAUGGGCGGGGCAAUCGCAGUCCACACCGCAGCCUCCAACCUGGUUCCAAGCUUACUGGGGCUUUGCAUGAUCGACGUGGUGGAAGGCACAGCCAUGGAUGCGCUCAACAGUAUGCAGAAUUUCUUACGUGGCCGCCCGAAGACCUUCAAGUCACUGGAGAAUGCAAUAGAGUGGAGUGUGAAGAGCGGUCAGAUAAGGAAUCUGGAAUCUGCGCGAGUUUCUAUGGUUGGCCAAGUAAAACAGUGUGAGGGGACGACUAGUCCAGAAGUCUCUAAAGCCAUAGAAGAAGGGAUCAUAGAGGAGGAAGAGGAAGAUGACGAGGGGGGCGAAUCUGUCAACAAAAGGAAGAAGGAAGAUGAUACUGAGACCAAGAAAGACCACCCGUACACUUGGAGGAUCGAGCUCGCCAAAACCGAAAAGUACUGGGAUGGCUGGUUCCGGGGUCUGUCCAACCUCUUCCUUAGCUGCCCGAGUCCCAAAUUGCUGCUUCUGGCAGGUGUGGAUAGGCUGGAUAAAGACCUGACCAUUGGGCAGAUGCAAGGAAAGUUCCAGAUGCAGGUACUUCCUCAGUGUGGUCACGCGGUGCACGAAGAUGCUCCAGACAAAGUAGCUGAAGCCGUCGCCACUUUCUUGAUCCGUCACAGGUUCGCUGAGCCAAUUGGAGGAUUCCAAUGCGUGUUCCCGGCUUGCUAGGUUCCGGCAUUCUUCAGCCCCCACUUCCUCUGUAAAUAAAGUGCAUCGGAGGGAGGCCCGCGUGGCCCGUCCGUGACCAUUCCUCUCCCCAGUCUGGCAAGGAGAUCUUGGCUUCAGCUCGUCGGCAGAACUAGCCUCCCCGCUCGCGUGGAAUCCUGCCAGACGCCUCCCGCCGGGUCUCUGCGUCUCGGUUUCCAUCUGCUCUCUUAAGGCAGUGUCCGCGCUCCGCCUCUGCCCCAUCCCGCCCCCCUCCUAGGUCCGGAGCCACCGCUGGCCCGUUGCCCACAGACCCGAGUCAGGACGGGCGCCUUCUUACGGGAUUGUUCUCUCGGAGGAAAUUCUCAAAGGGCCGAGCUCUGGCUCCCGACUUUUCCAUCAGCAGAAGUGAACCCAGCCUGGCCCCAGCAGCCUCUCUCUUUCCGCCUCUGCUCCCGGGACCGUAAACGACCCGUCCGGGCCCGGGCCCGAGUCCCAGAGCCCCAGGUGAGGCGUUGGCGUGGCCCGUUAGCGUCUUUCCCCGGGCUGAAGGAAGGUUGCUCCUAGAACACCGAGUCCUGUGCGGCCAGGGUGCCCUGCCCGCCUGCCUGCCUCCCUGCCCGUCCGCCCGCCCGCCCUUCCGCCCGCCGGCUGGACUCCCCACUGAGAGCAGUAGGGCAGAUGCCCUAGGAGACAGGAUGGGUGCGUGGCGGCAUGAGAGCCGGGUUGCUGUUUUCUUUGUGUUUUUUACCCUUCCAGACUGGGGUGUCGAGAUGUUUUUGCCGUGCUUUUGUUCAGGUGCAUUUUGGUCUGGUAGUGGAAUGGGCCCGCGCCAGGUCUGAAAGAAGCAGGUUUUGGGGUGGGGCGGCGGCCAGAGGGGAGGGGAGCCUUAGAUGACUGUGUUCCGAGGGGGCGGAAUGGCUGGAGAACCUGGCCUCGGCACCCAACUUGCCCUGCCCCUUGCCACUCAGCCCGAGGCGUCUGCUACUGCUCAGCCCGCCACUUGCAGCCUUCUCUUGGGGGCGGAGAUUUCUGGGGCAACAGAUUGACUUUGUUCCAGAGUCUGACCCGUGCGGGACACCCCAUUUAGAGGAACGGAGUCGUCAUGACGGACGGGGAUAUCGUUAAGUCCCGGUCGCUCCAGGGGCAGAGGGGCGGGGAGAAGGCAAAACCCAUCACACGGAACCGCGGGCUGGGGGCAGGGGUAGGCCAUCCCCAGCCCUUCCCGGGCAGCGGAAGCCGGCCUGCAGGACGGGAGAGAGCAGGGCUGGAAAGGGGAGCUUUGAUACCUGCAGUUAAUCCCCAGAUUGAGAGUCGACUGGGGGCGUUCAGGUGAGUCUGCCUGGCUGGGCUUGGGUGCCUCCCGCAUCCCGGCCUCUGUGCACUCAGCCGCGGAGUUUCCUUUUGUCAUCCAGACCCUGGUGGGGGACACCGUCCACGACGCCCAGAUCGAUGGUUCUCCUCUGUCUCCACGUCACGUAGCCAUAGGAACUGGGCGGUCAGACCAAUCCCAGAGGCCCGGGCGGCAACCUCUCCCCGGCGUCAGGAAGGGAACGUCAGUGAGGGUGGGGAAGCCCGGGCCGCCCCCGAAGCCUUUUCCGUCUGUCGUAGGUGAAGCACUACAAGCAACCGUUCUGUCUGUUCUGCUGUGCAGUGGGCGCUUGGGAAUCGAUCGUCUGUUCCUUUGAUAUUUAUGACCUGGUUUCAAAAGAAUAAAGAUUUCCCAACCCGC